GCCGAAGAUACGGAAAUAACGGCGCAGUAGCCUGAGGCAUAUACUAAAACCCGGAAUCCGAACCCGAACAAAGAGGAGUAUAAAAGCGGAAAUAAUCCGUUAGGGCUGACUGGAGCAUAGUCGAUGGGGUAACCAGGGGGGACCAAGCAAUGAGAAUGCCGGGGGAAUUUACAUAGGUCUUGCUUACAAAUUUUGGUGCAGAAAACGGACUAUAACGCGGCGCAGACGAUCCCUUAAUCGGACUUGAAGAUCGUAUCCCUCGGUAUAAGGCAGUGAAGAUUAGGUGCAGUUAGAAUAUUCUGCAGUUGGUUGAAAUUACCGAUUAGCGCUUAAGAUUUUUGAAGCAAGGGAUCAACAGGGUGUUUAUAAAAGAACGUCGCUUUGGACUUCUAUUUGAUUAUUAUUUUCUCUUUAUCUUUACCGGCUUGUCCCGCUUUUGGACAGUAGCUCUAUACUCCGCAAUUUUACUUGGCUCAACCCUCAUAAUGGCGGCUACCAACGAAACCUCGUUCCCUGAGCGCAACAGGGGGUGGUACCAAGAUGACUUGACCGAAGUUAACGAGCCCAUUCGCAAACUCCUCGAGAGUUACUCUAAAGUUCCUAGCUCUGAAGUUGUCAAACACGUAAACACUAUACGAGAACGGGGCUUCGCCUCCAACCCAUAUCCAUGUAUUGGAUUGUAUCGCUUUGCAAUUCUAACACUAUCUACGCAUCCACUAUAUAAAACCAUAGUCGAGCGUCUUAAGGCCCCGAAUGCGUCUUAUUUGGACGUGGGAUGUUGUUUCGGGCAGGAUCUGCGUCAACUAGUCCAAGACGGUGUUCCCUCAGAAAACCUCGUUGGCCUAGAUAUCGAAGGAGCGCUCAUGGAGCUUGGCUAUGACUUCUUCCUAGACCGAGACACGCUCAAGUCACGUUUCGUGGUCGCCGAUGUGUUCAAAGGCGCGGAGCAGGGAAAAGUCUGGACAGACCUCGUGGAGCGCGGUAUCGAUGUCUUGCACUGUAGCGCAUUCUUCCACCUCUUCACUCUCGACGAGCAAAUUGCCGCCGGGAAGCAGAUCGCGGAGCUUAUUAAGAAAGAUGGUAUAAUUGUCGGCAGGCAAAUGGGUAGCGUCAAGCCCGGAAACGUCGCCGCGAUCAAAGCGGAUUCCUUUAGCUAUAGGCACAACGUGGAGACGUUUGAUGCCAUGUGGAAAGAAGUAGGAGAGGCCACGCAGACGCGGUGGAAAGUUGAGGGUACAAUGGAUAUGAUUGGAAUCAACCCCAGCAGCCCCGUGGAGGAUGAAAAUAGUCGCCGUUUUCUAUUCACUGUGACUAGAAUAGAGUAAAAAGUGCUAUAAAUUACAGCAGUGCAUAUAUGAGGCCAACCUCCAAAUGGAAAUACUAUGUUGAACAAUAUGCUUCACGUCGGGUUGACAACUACUACUAGUUAUGAAUAAGCAUGGCUUUAUGCAUUCUCGUAAAAUUAUGGUACAGCUACUUAGAAUAACUCAUUAAGGCUCAAUUAGCCCUCAUCUAAAUACGAUUCGUAGUGUCCUGGUCCA
This is a messenger RNA of Hypoxylon trugodes, 1541 nucleotides long. RefSeq lists its product as uncharacterized. The transcript is spliced from 3 exons. The record is from RefSeq and is a predicted model, not a curated record. Lineage: Eukaryota; Fungi; Ascomycota; Sordariomycetes; Xylariales; Hypoxylaceae. The coding region runs from base 486 to 1325 and encodes 279 amino acids.